AUGUCUAUCAGCAAUCCAGGAGGGCCUGCCACCACCACACAACUCCAACUCGAAGUUGACAUUGGUCAGCUGUCGCUCGAUGCCGCUAGAACUGACUUGCCACCAUCCGCAUCUUCUGGCAAGGGUGGUAGGGUGUCUGCAGCUCAACGUCGAGCUAUUGCUCAGGCUGCUCAGACUCCCGUGGACUCAGACGUGGUCCCUGUCAUUCCUUUGGCUCCUCCUCCAGUAGUCAAGCGUGUUACACGCAAUGGUGGUGCCAAACGACAGCGAGGAAGGCGUCAGGGAGAAAACGUCGUCAUCAGCUCCGAAAAUUCCUUCGUCGACUACUGUAACAUGCAUCCGCUCGCACUGCAUCAAUUAAUGCCACCUUUCAACAUCAUGGACCGUCUUCCCAAUAAUACUCCCAUUCACCUCACACAUCCGCUCACACUCAGCUUCACCACUCUCGCACUGGUCCAGGAUACCAACAUAAUUCUACCUUCCUUAGGACCGUCUUCCUACUCCCAUUCACCUCACACAUCCGCUCGCACUCAGCUUCACCACUCUGCUGGAUACCAUUGGCAACAUAAUUCUAUCUUCCUUACCACUCGCACUCAGCUUCACUAA
Suillus subalutaceus is the source of this 606-nucleotide messenger RNA. RefSeq lists its product as uncharacterized. The record is from RefSeq and is a predicted model, not a curated record. NCBI's taxonomy places the organism in Eukaryota, Fungi, Basidiomycota, Agaricomycetes, Boletales, Suillaceae. The transcript has 3 exons. The coding region runs from base 1 to 606 and encodes 201 amino acids.